Caenorhabditis sp. 36 PRJEB53466 is the source of this 5628-nucleotide messenger RNA. Lineage: Eukaryota; Metazoa; Nematoda; Chromadorea; Rhabditida; Rhabditidae. The record is from the annotation of a GenBank genome assembly.
AUGCGAAAGUACGAAGCUCGGAUCGACAUCAAACAAAAAGAAGACGACGGGCUGGAGGAUACUUUGAAUUCACAGCAACAAACGAAAUCAGUGAGUCGGCAUGCUCUUCACUUACACUUACAUGAUGUUUGUUCACUGAAUACUGAAAAAACUGUCUCGUUUGCAUACGGGCUUAUAAAUUCAUGAAUGUCUCUGGUUUAGCAUUUAAUUUUUUGCAAAACUGGUUCAAAAUCAGCUGUUGAUAGGGGUACGACGAACGUUGUUUGAUGUUUCAACCUGAACUUCUACCGGUCACUUCCUGAUAAUGAAUCCUAGCUGCACUAAACUGCAAUUUUACAACUUUGUGUAUGUUGAGAUUCACCAGAGUUGCCAAUUUUGAGAUUAUGAAAGAUUUGAAUCCAGCAAAGAACAAGCUAAAACACAAAAUCAGUUCAUUGAAAACAGAACAUAAGACCAUAUUGACUUUCUUGGUUGGUUCUGACUGCCUCUAGAGGAGUCUGCCAUCAUUUCUCCCGUUUGUUUCCUCACGGCCACCACGUCCCCACCGAGCCGACAGUGCUCUUUUUGACUGUUUGCGUCUUUGGCUCUCUCCUCAAAACGCACGGUUACCAGUCAGUUGGGCCCGUCCUGCGCGACUUUUCUUAUUUACUUUCACCGUCAUCGCUGCAAGUCGUAUUCUUUUCUUUCUAAUAGAAUUUUUUUAACGCGAAGAAACAGUCAAACGAAAAAUAAAAGCGAGAACCGUUUUGGUGUUGAUCUUUUUUGUUCUUAGUGAUUUUUCUUCAAGUGAACUUAAAACUAUGCUUCAAAAUUCUGAACUUUUUAGACAUCUUCAAAAACAAGUACCUCUGAGAACGACUAUGAAUAUUUUGUUCACUUUUUCGAGCAAUGUACUUCAAAUUUGUCUGUGUCACAAAAAGUACACGAUUCCUAUUCUCAACGCUAAUCUUAUAUUCUGCUCAAAUCCUUUCCGCCUGACUAAUUGUAUUGAAACUGAGCAAUGAAAUGAACUUGACAUUGAAAAGUUUUGUUCACAUCUCCGUAACCUGCUUGAUUCUCGCUGCUUUCUUAUUUUUAUUCUUGUUCUUCUUCCUUCUCUUUCUCCGAUCAUAAAUAUUCAACAAACUUUUAGUUAGUCAAGAGACAAUGCUGCAUAUUUACCGUACCGCUACUGUUACACAACUCAAAUAACAAGGAAGUCUUCUUCUUCUUCUUCUUCUUCUUCUUCUUCUUCUUCUUCUCCACCUUCUCCUCCUCUUUUCGGCCAUCAAAUCGUUAUCUUUGCCGCCCAAUCAGUGGGGUGCAGAUAUGCGAUCAGUCGAUAAGUGCUGCGCGCCUUCCGCGAAAACGGGGCAUGAAUUAUCGGCAGAGGAAGGAGACCCGGUGAGCGCGAGUAUUCCUCUCUUCUUACCCCCUUCAAAACACACGACCGACAUUGAAAAAAUUCCGGUUUCAAGUUUGUUUCACGCGAUUUUUUCUCAUAUGGAAUACCUUCAACAAAUUUUUCCAGUUUUCUCUCUGCUGACAUUGUCUUUUUUGAUCUGAUUAGGUUAUACCGGGCAGGUAGAUCAAAACUUUUGCUGAAAUGCUAUGAUAUGUGAGGAAACAGGGAACUUUCAUAGAUUAGGAAAUGCAUGAGAUCAACAGGACAAAAAUGACAAAGGUGUUGCGGAAAAAAUGGAGAAGAUCGCCUAUCUCCUAUCAGUCUUGAUAUACCUCCUCUCUUCCCUUUCAUUUCUUCAUUGAAAAUCUGUUUCCUGUUCGGGGGCAGUGUACAUCCGUCGCCCCUGUUGUUGCAAACGUGACGAGGAAAAAUUAACGGCAGAAGUCAAUAGUGUGUUGCGAAUUGCAUCGGAACCGAUCAUUUUUGAUAAGCUUAGUGAUUUUCGCUGUUUUGAACAAUAUGGCAGGAUUAUCGGAUCUGGUUGGUAUUUUCUGAAUAUUUGAAAAUUGAGAAAUCAAGAUUUUGGUCAUAUUUUUGCUAAACAUCAUUUUCACACUCUAGAACAAUUGAAAAAAGCGCGAUGCUCCGACCAACCUACUUGAAUUAAAAGUAAAAUAAUGAGCAAGUACCUAAAUGUAUCUUCUCGCUCAUCUCUCUUGCGCCACAGAAUAAAAUAAAAUGCAUGUACACGCUAGGCGAAGAAUUCUUGAAGCACGUCUCAGAAUGCAUGCUUCUUCCGGCGCCACACAAAUGCUCUGGCCAGUAUCUCUCGCAUGUACUCUUUCGUCUGCCUUUUCGUCGUUUUCUAUCAAUGUUUGAAUGCAUAAAUGUCUCUCGACGUGUAUAUUCUCUUUUCCGCCGCGUACGAAGAAGGAGGGGGCUCAAGAUGUCAUACUAGUCUAUUAAAACCGCCCGACAUAACUAGAUAUCAACAAACUAAUUAAAAAUAGAAUAUUUUGAUGGCAAGAAGACCGUAACUAUGAGUAAACUUUAACCAAACAACACAAAUUGUGUUCUUCUUAUCAAUGCCCAGCCUCGUUAGUUCUUCUUUCGAUUCUGACGCUGCCACAAUGUAAUGUCACUAUGUAACAAUGGAAAAAAAUAUUGAUCAAAAUAAACGUCUCUUCUUUUCUCUUCUUUCCCAUCGAACAUGACAUUCGAUUGUUCUGUCUCCCUCCACGUUCUAUCAUUUGCGGUCCUGUUCAUUUUCACAACAAAACACGUUGAAUUUUGUGCUAGGACAGCAAGAAAAGUACUUUUUUUGUUCGUCUAGCUCGAAGCUCAGCUGCCCCUUCUUUUCCUCAGCCCUUUUCCGUUUUCUUGAAAAAUAUGUGUCCAGCCAAGCCAAGCAGUGCGGGGUGUUUGGUCUUGUAUAGUGGAACACACAAGACCAUAAAUAAUUAGCAUCAAUUUGUUCCCUCUCUCACUCUCCCUCUCUCUUUGCAUGCUCCUCUUCAUGCUUUUCACUGUUUCGCCCUUUUGUUGUACAUUCACAAUCUUUUAUCUUUUUAGGAUAGCCCGGCACUGGCGUGUCCCGCGCCGAUCUUCGCUCCUGCGCCACAGCGCGCUUCCCACUGGAAAGCCGCCCUGGCCCCACCUCAUCAGACAACAUUCACCGGGUACGUCAUUCUUCUUGGCUUUCAACCACUCUCCCCCUUCCCGAAAUCAUAUCAAUAUUAGUAAUUUCAGUGGGUUCACCUCAUCCGGACCGUCAGCAUUCUACGCGGUGUCACCGGCACAUUCGGUCAACGCACUCACGACCUCGACGGCCACUAUUUACGAUCAACUGAUCAGCCUACCCCGAUUGCUACAGGAAAUCUCGAACAAUAACGUCCUACGCCAACACAUGAAUGCCACAUCUUUCAAACCUAUUCCCAACAAUGAAAAGUGAGGAACACUGGCAUUUUUUUAGAGCAUUGCGUACCAGAAUUGCUCGGAUUGUUAUAAACAACAGUCCAAAAUCACAUGGAGACAGCUUUUAGUGUCGAUAGUUCAGAAAUGAUGGAUAGUUUAAUGGCAUUUGGUCAACGAAUGCCUUUUUUAUUUCUGGUCACCAGAACUGCUAAAUCGAAUGACACUCACAGAUUUUACACAUAAUUUUUAGUUUCCUUCCGUUUUUUAUUGAGAUGAGUUAGAACAUCCUGAAAACAUCGGAAAGAUUAAACAUUAGAGUCAAAACCACUAUUUUUAGAAGUUUUUAGAGCACACUUGAUAAUAGAUUAAAUUUUCAAUUCCAGAGUUGACUUGGCUCGAUUCCGGGUGAAGGACCCCAACGAGUGGCUAGUGGAUGACGUGGUGGCGUGGAUGUUGGACGUUGCAAAGAGGCAUAAUAUUCCUUUUGAAGAGAUGAAUAUGCAUAAAGUGAGUUCUGAGCUUCAAGCUCUUGGUUUUUCGGGUUCAUAGCUCACUGACACGAGAGCCCAUCUAAAAAACAAAGAUUGCUCCAACCGGAAAGAUGAACUGAAUGUUAUCGGUGUAGCCCACCCCCAGUGAGCACACGAUGCAUAAUUAUUAAGCUACUAACUAACGAGUACGUUUCUGUUCUCCUCGCCACUCUCUUUUUCUCUAUUUUUUGAAAAUCAGCUGGCUUGUGGUCGCGGCUCCAACACAGCCGUAAUGAUAUCAGCUGGAUUAACGUGCUCGUUGAUCAUCUAGUUUCCGUUGGGCAAAAGCUCACAACAUUUUUCACCACUAGUUUAUCAAAUUUUCCAGUUCUCAACGCUGUCUGGCCAAGAAAUGCUAACAAUGAGUGAACGGUGCUUCAUUGAGCGAGAUCCUGUGUUCGGAAAUUUGAUCUUCUCGGAGUUUCGCAAAACUUUGGAGAAUUCAGGUGUGUUUUUAGCUUCCUCUUUUUAUUUUUCUUCUUUUUCAACUGGCACGAAACAGAAGAACAAAAGAAGCACUUUUGGCUGAUCUGAUCACUGAACGUUGAUCGUCACACUUCACAUCAAAACAUUAGUUAUUUAUCCACAUAUCCCCAUUUUUUCUAGAAGACACCACGUUGGACACCGUAAUUGGAACAUUUGUCGAUGACGAAAUUCCGACCACGAGCGCCUGCGCCAGUGUCAGUGUCCAAGUUCCAGUUGCGUCUGCCCCGUCGGUUUCGGCGCCACAGCAAACCAUAGUGGACAUGACUUCGCUGGGACUUCAGCCAAUGAUCAGCAAUAUCACAUCGACUAUUGCGCCUCAGGUCCCCGUUCCAUCCUUAUCCCAACUUCCGCAACUUCCUGUGAUGCAACAUCAGCUCAAUAAUCUGAACAGUCUAACCCAAGCUCUUUCUCAUGCCCAGUCUUUCAACACCUCCAUUCUGACGCCCCAACAAACAGCAAAUGCUGUGCAGAGUUUGAAUCAAUCGCUGGCCUCAAGUCUGGCGGCUGGGUUAACCAGUGGUCUGAGCCCGAUCAAUGUUAACAACUACUUGCAUAACGGCCUAAGCCCAACGUCUCCUGGGCUACUGUCAAAUCAGCUACAGCAACAGCAACCAAAGAUCUCCCCAUUGCUCAAGUACUCCUGCUCAAUCACGUCUGAGUAUGAAGGUUAGUGUGCUUCGCUGCACAUUUUCUUGAUGUCUUUAAGCUUUGGUAGACAGACAUGCCCUUUCAAAGAUUACUCGUUUUUGUAAUAGUGUCCUUUAAACAUCAGCAACCAGCCGUGUAAAAAAGUGAGCAAAAUCAAAUUACAUUUUCAGUGCCAGAAGAGCGAUCAACGGCAAGCUGCGACUUGAAAAUUAAGAAGAACAAGGACGGAAAGCCACGGAAACGGUCGCAGCACACGAAAGGCAAUAAACUUUGGGAAUUUAUCAGAGACGCUCUCAAGGAUCCAUCCACGUGUCCAUCUGUUGUCAGGUUUGUCGAAAGUUUAUCCGUAAUCACAAAAUUUACGGUCGAAAUAUUUAGAUGGGAAGAUCCAAUAGAAGGUGUUUUCCGGAUUGUCGAGUCGGAAAAGUUGGCAAGACUUUGGGGAGCCAGGAAAAACAACGAAAAAAUGACGUAUGAGAAGUUGAGCAGAGCGAUGAGGUAAUUGAAGUCCGAAGAAACUGCCUCCGAAAAACGUGUGCCGUUUUCAGAACGUAUUACGAGAAACAAAUACUUGUGCCAGUUCCAAAAACUGGUCUUUACCCGAAGAAAUUGGUGUACAAGUUUGGUCCGGGUGCCCACGGAUGGGAAAAUGUCAAAGGCAUUUGA